AUGGCGUUAGAAUGGGUGGUGCUAGGGUACGCUACAGGCGCAGAAGCAAUCAUGGUCCUUCUUCUCACCAUGCCAGGUCUUGGUCCGCUCCGAAAAGGGUUGGUCCACGUCAUCCACAGCCUCCUGAAACCAUUCUUCUCCGUCGUCCCAUUUUCCGUGUUUCUGUUCAUGGAUAUCUACUACAAAUACGAAAACUACAGACAGCUUUGUGAAUCGCCUGAUUCCAGCUGUACCCCAACAGAGCAAUUGCAUCAACAGAAAUCUUUCAUGAAGAGCCAGCGUAACGUUUUGUUGAUCAUCUCCGCUUUGGUUUUUUACUGGUUGUUGUACUCCGUCACUCAUAUGAUCGUCACGGUUGAACAGUUGAAUGCCAGGAUUGAGAAAUUGAAGAACAAGGAUUGA
Molecule: messenger RNA, 402 nt
Organism: Lactuca virosa
Lineage: Eukaryota; Viridiplantae; Streptophyta; Magnoliopsida; Asterales; Asteraceae
Source: the annotation of a GenBank genome assembly